AUGGGAUUCAUUCGACCAGGACAGAAGAAGGAAAUUCUUUUCGAGCGUAAGCCAGGCAAGCCAAGCAAAACUUAUAUGCUUCUGGAGUAUAUCGCAGCGCCAAGUGGCUACGAUCCUCGGAUGCCGUUUAUUGAAGGCGCAAAGGUCGGCCAGAUAAAUAUCCGAGUACGAGCAUAUAAGGAUCAGAAAAUCUUGGACACAGUGAAAACUUUGAUGGGCGAGAAAGUGACAAAGCAGGGACAGAAAUUCAAACCACCGGAAAAAUACGACGAUGAGAAAAUUGAGCGGGAAAUUGAGGAAUUGUUCAAAAAACGAGAUGCACCACUGCCAAUGCCACAGCUUGUGCUGGAAACCGCCGACGCUGGUGCAGAGGAUGAAGAAGAUGAAGACAAGAAAAACGCAAAGAAGAAACCGAAGAAAUCCCCGAAGCCUGAAGCACCGGAGAAGACACCAGAGCCUGUGGCUCCAGUUGUGCUCGCAGGUGGGGCGAGUGCAGUGGGUGUAUCAGAUGUGAUAAAGGAGCGGUUCGAGGAAAUUGCAAAAGCUGUGGAAUCGCUGAAAGAGCACUUGCGAAUGUCAGAGGAAAAAAUGCAAAAACUGACCGAAGACUUAUCGUAUAUUCGAAUGCUCAUCACUAUACUGCUCGUUCUUGUACCCAUCACAAGCCUGCUUUUCCGUCAUUAA
Molecule: messenger RNA, 684 nt
Organism: Gongylonema pulchrum
Lineage: Eukaryota; Metazoa; Nematoda; Chromadorea; Rhabditida; Gongylonematidae
Source: the annotation of a GenBank genome assembly